This is a messenger RNA of Rubroshorea leprosula, 1289 nucleotides long. The record is from the annotation of a GenBank genome assembly. Lineage: Eukaryota; Viridiplantae; Streptophyta; Magnoliopsida; Malvales; Dipterocarpaceae.
AUAUGGAGAAAAUAAGGUUUGCCGAAUACUAAUGUCCAUUUCUCCACAGUACAAUGGAGCAUCAAAACCAAAUUAUAUAUUGAUUUGCUUUCAGGCGGGGUUUUGCAAGGGGAAAGAGGUCGCCGGAGGGAGAGUCGAAGCUUCUUCAACGAUCGAAAAUGGCGGACGACGACUUCAACUAAUUGGACAUGGGGAGGGUGCCGAGGAGGAUGUGGAAAACAACAACAAUGAUGAUGUUCCUGUGGAACCUCUUGAACUUGAUGACAAAGAAGAGCAGGAGUUGAAAGAACGGACUUUUAAAACAUCUAAGUACAUGACAAAAUAUGAAUGUGCCAGAAUCUUGGGUACUCGUGCACUGCAGAUCAGGCUACUUUCUGACUGGGCAGCAUGAAUGCUUCUGUUAUGGUUGAGUUGGUGGAGGAGACUGAUCCACUUGAGGCUGGGGAGUGGAGAAAAUCUGAGACAAGUUAUUUCAAAUCUUUGUGGUGUAUUAAUACAUUAUUGACUGAAGAAUAUUUUCAAUGAAUCUUACUAUUAUUCAAAAUUUAGGAUAAACAAUUGUACGAUAUUGCAAUUCCUCAACUGGAAAGAAAAAUAACAAUGAUCUCACCUUUUCCUUUGUCCAUUUUUUUCUUCUCUCAUACCAUGUUUGAGUUGCAAAUUGUCCUUGUAUUAUGGUGUAUAUAAAGUCAGCAGGUCUGGUUUUCCUUGCAACUUUUCAUUUCAGCUUCAUUUCAUUGUUACAAAGUCUGAAAUCUAUCACUCGUACUCUUGAAUACUACUCCAUAUCAAACAUUCUAUGAUUUCCCCUUGGAUAUUUUUGAACAUGUAAGCUUGUCAUUUCUUCAUCUAUAUAUAUAUGUGUGUGUGUGUGUGUGUGUGUGUGUGUGUUUGUUAUACAGACCGAUAUGAGAUUGCUUUUUGAUUCCAUACACAUCUGAUUUUCAAAAUUGUUUUAGAUUGCCAUGAAGGAGCUUCGUGAACACAAGAUACCCUUCACAAUUCGUCGCUACUUGCCUGAUGGAAGUUUUGAAGACUGGGGAGUUGUUGAGUUGAUUGUGGAAGACUCAUGGAAAAGAUAAGUUGGUAGUGAUUGAUGCUGUUUUGCACAGUAGAAUAAUAUUCAUAUGCAUUAUGUUCUGCUUGGUUAUCUUGUUGAAUUCAAAUCCAAAUAUGAGUAGACUGAUCUGGACAAAUGCUGUGAUGAGGAUGUUAUCUUGUUGAUCCUAAUUGAUCAUAUGCAACCAUGCAAGAGGAGGGUGGAAUUCAAAGAAAAUGUUAGGCUACGU